AUUCGUCCGCGACGUCACACUCGUAGCAUGUUAUGCUAACCGACUGGGCAAAACGAGUAACGUUAGAGGAUUUAUUUUCGUUAAAGGUGUGCAUCUUACAUCAUAUAUUUGACCGUUAAAGUGGAUUAGUUAUUUAAGAGUUGUGGUUUGGGAAGGAGGUAAAAUGUCUUUAUAUGAUGAUCUGGGGGUCGCAACAAACGACACUAAAACAGAAGGCUGGUCUAAAAACUUCAAACUGCUUCAGUCUCAGCUGAAAGUGAAGAAAGCUGCACUGACACAAGCAAAGACUCAGAGGACGAGACAGUCCAAUGUUCUGGCUCCGGUUGUUGAUCUGAAGAGAGGAAGCGCUGGAGAUGACCGGCAGAUCUCUGAUACACCUCCACACAUUGCUGCAGGAAUGAAGGACUCGACAUCAGUUGGGUUUUCAUCCGGAGAGGUGCUGAUUCCAUUGGCUGACGAGUAUGACCCCAUGUUUCCCAACGACUAUGAGAAAGUGGUGAAGAGACACCGAGAAGAGCGACAGAGACAGAGAGAACAGGAGCGACAGAAAGAGAUUGAGGAGAGAGAGAAGAAACGUAAAGAGAGGCACGAAGGAGGUGGAGCACCGAGCGGAUUUUCACGUUUCCCAACAGAAGGCGAAUCAGAUGAGGAGGAGGAGUAUGAGAGAGAAAAGAGGAAGAGGAAUAUGGGUGGAGCUGCCAUCGCCCCUCCGACAUCACUAAUGGAGCGAGACUCAUCAUUUUCAUAUGAUGAAGAUGGUCGGCAGAGGUCGAAAGCAGCUAUCCCACCUCCCGUUUUCGAUGAGUCUGAUAGACCACGAUCUCCACCGGGACCAACAAAUACAUUCCUGGCCAACAUGGGUGGUACUGUGGCUCAUAAAAUCAUGCAGAAGUAUGGAUUCCGAGAAGGGCAGGGCCUGGGAAAACACGAGCAGGGGUUGAGCACGGCGCUCUCGGUGGAGAAAACCAGCAAGCGCGGGGGCAAGAUUAUUAUUGGAGACUCAGCGGAAAAGACGUCAGGAUCCAGUCAGAAUGUGGCUGAUCCACAAGCCUCUAAUUCAGCGGAUGCCUCAAAGAAGAACGAGGCCAACCCUCUCACAGAGAUUCUCAAAUGUCCCACAAAAGUGGUGCUGCUGCGGAACAUGGUUGGAAGGGGAGAAGUGGACGAAGACCUGGAAGCUGAGACUAAAGAAGAGUGUGAGAAAUAUGGCAAAGUCAUCAAGUGUGUCAUCUUUGAGAUCGCUGGUGUUUGUGACGAAGAGGCCGUCCGCAUUUUCCUGGAGUUCGAGCGAGUCGAAUCGGCCAUUAAAGCUGUGGUGGAUCUGAAUGGGCGGUACUUUGGAGGUCGCGUGGUCAAGGCCUGUUUUUAUAACUUGGAUCGGUUCCGUGUUUUAGACCUGGGAGAUCAGGUGUGAGUGGGACAUCCAGAGCUGCAACGCCAGGAGAGAAUCAACACCAGGAGGAAGUCUUCUGUCGUCUUGUAAAUAGCAUGAGUAGUUUUAUACACACUUGUAAAAUAUUAGCUUGUGCCCCUUUCCACAAUACGUUUUUGACAUCUCAGUCUAACGUGCAGAGAGUUAAGUAAGCCAUGUCCAUGAGUUUGCAGUUGGACUAUGUGUUUGGCUCAACUAGGGCUGUUAGUAUUGAAAACUCAUCUUCUCCAGAAGCUACUACAUGGUUUUGAAGAAAGAAACUGUUACAAGCUCAUGUUGAAUGGGGUGAUGAUGAUGAUGAUGAUGAUGGUAUUGAAUGAGUCCUGGUUCAUGAUUUAUAUAAUCAGACAUACAAGUCCCUGUGCGAGCCUAAAAAGUAGUACACCUACAUUCUUCUGUCGUGACAUAACGGCGACUCCCAUGAGCCCUCACUCUCUGAUCCACACACUAUUGAUAGAUUUAAAGAAUGAUACUUUUCAGUAAUGUGUGUCUUGACCUGAGCAGAAACUGGGUUUGGUGUGUUACUCAAUAAAAGGUGAUUUCGUAACAUGUA
This is a messenger RNA of Carassius gibelio (silver crucian carp), 1985 nucleotides long. RefSeq names its product RNA binding motif protein 17 (gene rbm17). Gene Ontology annotation, biological process: mRNA cis splicing, via spliceosome; alternative mRNA splicing, via spliceosome. Gene Ontology annotation, cellular component: precatalytic spliceosome. The transcript has 13 exons. Gene Ontology annotation, molecular function: RNA binding. Bases 164 to 1414 code for a protein of 416 amino acids. The record is from RefSeq and is a predicted model, not a curated record. NCBI's taxonomy places the organism in Eukaryota, Metazoa, Chordata, Actinopteri, Cypriniformes, Cyprinidae.